Molecule: messenger RNA, 1717 nt
Organism: Triticum dicoccoides
Lineage: Eukaryota; Viridiplantae; Streptophyta; Magnoliopsida; Poales; Poaceae
Exons: 8
Coding region: 1-1386 (461 amino acids)
Biological process (GO): activation of protein kinase activity; regulation of mitotic spindle organization; mitotic spindle assembly
Cellular component (GO): spindle; nuclear microtubule
Molecular function (GO): protein kinase activator activity; microtubule binding
Source: RefSeq, a predicted model, not a curated record
AUGGCCACGCCGGCGGCGGGGAGGAGGCCCAGGGCGCGGCGGCCGUUCGCGGCGGUCGCGUCGCUGUCGGCGGCCAGGAGGCGGGUGCUGCCGAGGACGGAGGGCUCGGAGAACGUCGAGCCCCUCGACGGGAUGUCGUUCAAGGAGUGCCUCCGCCGGUUCAACAAGUUCUCCGGCGAGGCGGCGGCGGCGGCGGCGGCGGUGAAGCCCGCCUUCGUCGUCGGCACCAAGGCGGUGAUCAAGAACAGGCGGUCCUGCUCGACGCCUGGUUCCAAGAGGCCGUCGUCAUCGAGGACGCCGAGAAGGAAGAAGCUGGAACCGUCGUCUUCUAGGAAUAGCUCGACUCCCGCGCCGCCGGCGGCGGCGGCGCCGUACGAGGCGCCGCGCGCGCCGCUGUGGGACUUCUCCGACGAGCUCUGCCAGAAGAAGGUCAGGGCGAGGCUCUCGUCUCCCUGCGACGUCGCGGCGGAGGAGGAGCAGGGGCAAGGACGGCGGCGCGGGGAGGCGGCCUCGCGGAGGAGCGCGGCGUGGAGCGCGACCCUCGAGGAGGCCAUGGCCGGCAUCCCGGAGCACGGCGAGGGCCGCGUCAGGUACCUGGUGGACACGUUCGAGAGGCUCCUGUCCCUGUCCCGCGGCGACCGCGAGGCGCAGAGCGGAGGCGGCGCGGGGACGAGGAGGAGGAAGAAGGAGUCGGCCUCGGUGCCGUCGUCGCCGCGGAAGGCCGAGGAGAUCGACAUGGCGUCGUACCCCUCCGUCGCGUCGUCGUCCGACCUCUCCUACUGCAUCAUCGGCUUCCCCCGCCGCAACAGCAGGAGCAGCAGCGGUGCGCGAGACGAGCAUCAGGUCAGGAGAUGCAACAGCGCUGGCUCGUCGGAGAGGAGCUCGUGUAGGAAGGCGACGAGGCCUCAUCCGUUCAAUCUUAGGACCGAGCAAAGGGGAAGGGUGAAGGAAGGCAACUUUGUUCAGAUGAUGAGGGAGAUGCUGCUGGAGGAGGAGAGGCUGCGCAACCCGCUCGCGCAAGCUCUCCCAUGGACCACCGAAGAACCGGAGAAUCUGGCGAAACCGCCGACGAAAGAGCCCACUGAACCGUUCGAUGUCGUGCUUCAUAGCGCAGUUCGUGCUGUCGGUCGCUCCAAGUUUGAUCAUCAGAUCGCGGAGCGCAACAUCUUCCUGGAGAGGCUGGAGCUGGAGAAGGAGAGGCAGCAGAAGCUGGAUGAAGAGAUUGAGAUCAAACUGCUGAGGAAAGAGCAGGUGCCGAGGGCGCACCCAAUGCCGGAUUUCUCGAGGCCAUUCAUGCCCAAAAGGUCAGUGAAGCCCCAGACAGUUCCCAGGGAGCCAAGGUUCCACACCAGGCCGACGAGGCACAGCCCCAAGACUCGGUCAUAGCUUCUUCUUGUUUUGCUCGGUCGGCCGUUACAAACAAGACUUGGUCACAGGACAAGUGUAGUAGCAAUCGUCGCCGCCAUUGGGCAGAUCGCUGCUUGGCUAAUGGCUUUCUGACAAGAAGGAUAAGACACACACACAUAACGCAGGCCAAUCUUUUGUAGCAUCAAACAUGUCUCUGUUUGAGGGGCUAGCUGGGCACUGAUGUCAGCUGUUAAACUCUGUAUCUAAACAUGAGCGAUUUGUGGCUCUAAUGACUGUAUUGCCAUCCAUUUUAAUUGGUGGAUAGAUAACUUGUCUUGCUUGUCGCCAGUUGGCAUGUCUAGGAUUUGGA